This is a messenger RNA of Mercenaria mercenaria, 3006 nucleotides long. RefSeq lists its product as uncharacterized. Bases 192 to 2876 code for a protein of 894 amino acids. The transcript is spliced from 8 exons. The record is from RefSeq and is a predicted model, not a curated record. Lineage: Eukaryota; Metazoa; Mollusca; Bivalvia; Venerida; Veneridae.
UUUACUUUCGGUUUCGCAAUGGUAGAAUGAUUGCAAAGCCUUUGUGAAAUAAUUGUAUCCUGGUAAAACAGUUAUAUAAAUAAAAAGUAAAGCGACUGUUGAAAAAACCCCAACUGAAUGUAUGCAUGGGAUCCCCUUGAAAGUCGGGUAGAAAAAUACGUCAAGUCACUUAAAUAAGCAUCAUUGGAACAAUGGAGAACAAGAAUAUGAGAGAUCACCAGCAAGAAAAGAGAGAUGAUGUAUCAGGACAGAUUGAUAACCAAGUCAGUAAUAUUGGCAGUAGAUCAGAAGGAUAUUUUGACACGCAAAAUGAAAGGCAAGAGAAUGAUAACACUGUUAAAAUGGAAAGACAGCCACCCCCUCAGGUUGAUAAAGAAAGACAGCAAGAAGGGACAGGUACUGUUUCAGGCAUACCAGUAAACGAAAAGGAAAGUAGAAAUACUGGAAUUACGUCUGACAGGGAUGUGGAGUUUAAAGCUGAUGACCCUGAAACUGAUGGGAUCAAAGAUGAUAAUGCUUCAGGUAGUAAGGAGGAACGAGAUAAGAACAAUUUAGGUGGAAACGAUUACUCACAUGCAGUAGAAGUAGAUAAUGUAAGGAUAUCAAUGCCUGGUAAUUUGAAUAUUAUUGACGAGACACAAGAUAGAGAUGUAUAUGAAAACAGGACACAAAGCAUGAUACCUAAACAUGAUGCCAGUCAGAAUGUUGGCACUUCUGACAAUAAGCCUGAAGAUGACAAAUCACAGGACCAAUUUGACCGUGAGCCACGUAACUCUGAAGGUAGAGAAAAUAGGGAAAAUGCAUAUUUAUCUCCAGCUCAAAACGAAAAUCAAAAUGAAAAUAAUGCAGUAGAUAUGAAUAAGCAAGAAGCUCUUGCAAAGAUAAGACGGGGACAAACCUAUGAUGAAGAGGAAGACUCUGAAACUGUUACAGAGAAUUGGAUAGAUAAUGAAGCUUAUGACAGGGCACGAGAGAAAUAUGUUUAUUUCUGGAAGAGUCAGUCUAUUUACAGUCAGUGGCAUAAGUCUUGGUUUUAUGUUGAUGACGAGAAAUUUAAUUGCGCGGAACAGUUCAUGAUGUUCAAAAAAGCAGUUUUAUUUGGUGAUGAUGAAAUUGCUGGUGAAAUACUGCGAUGUAAAGACCCAAAAAAAAUAAAAGCUCUUGGACGAGAAGUUAGAGGAUUUGACCCUCAUAAAUGGCAACAGAAUUGCUUAUACAUUGUCAGAAAAGGCAACAAGGCCAAGUUUACACAGAACGAAGGCUUUCUUGCUGAUAUUCUCAUCACAUACCCAAAAGUAUUAGUUGAAGCGAGUCCAUUUGACAGUAUAUGGGGUAUAGGACUUGAUGAAGAUUCACCAGAUGCAUGGGAUGAAAAUACGUGGCGGGGGACAAAUUAUUUAGGAUACGUUCUAACUGAAGUGAGAGAUGACAUCAUGGUAGAACGAGGAAUGAUAGAUGAAGAAGAUAGAGAAAGAUAUAUUGAAAAAAUGAUGGUGGCUGCAGAUCUUCCUAUAGAUGCCAGUGAAACUGACAGACACGCACAGAGUCGCGAGAGCAUUGAAAAUCAGGAGACUAAAGAAGAAACAUAUUUCUUAUUUUCUGGUGGUAUCUACAGUCAGUUCUAUGAAACCUACUUUAAAAUUGAUGGAGUAGAAUUUAGUUGUGCAGAACAGUACAUGAUGUACAAGAAAGCAGUUUUGUUUGAGGAUUAUGAAAUUUCAAAGGAGAUUUUAAAGAGGACUAUUCCCAAAGAGAUUAAACAUCUGGGAAGACAAGUGAGGGGAUUCAAUGAUGAGACAUGGCAUCAGCAUUGUCUUCAUUUCGUGAAAGAAGGAAACAUGGCUAAGUUUUCACAAAACGAGAAGUUGAAGAAAGCAAUUGUUACAACUUAUCCUAAGGUAUUUGUAGAGGCAAAUCCUUACGAUAAGAUAUGGGGAAUUGGACUUAAAAUUCAAGACAAAAGAGCGCGAAACAAGCUCAUGUGGCAUGGGAAGAAUUUUCUGGGAUAUGUUUUGACAGAAGUACGUGAUGAGCUUAUGUGUCAAUGGGGAUUGCUUAAGAAAGAAAAGAAGUUGACAUACAUUGAUAAGCUGAAGGAAGAUUGGGGUACAUCUGUUGAUGAUGGAUCGCGUGGCGUAAACGUUAGCAGUAGACAGACUGACCACAAUUAUGACCAUUCUAGUAAAAAUAAAGAACGUAACAAGACAGUCACAGAUGAUAAACAGAGUCAAAAUGCCCGAGGGAAUAAAGGUAAAAACGGUGCCAAGGAAAAGACCUCGCACAACAAUUACCACCAAAAACAUGGCCAUGCGACACAUGACAACCACGACAAGACUCCUAGCAAUUACCACAAUGCACCAGUCCACAAACACAAAACACAUUCAGAUAAGGCAGGGGAGAAAAAGGAAAACAGAAGUAAUGGAAAUACAUCAUCAUUGAGUGAUGAUGUUCCAAAUGUGGAAAGCAAGGACUGGGAACAUGUGGUAUCUAAGAAAAAGCGAAACGAAAAAGAAAUGAAUAUACCAGAAACAGACGAGAGAAAACAACGGUCAGCUAUGCCUAAGGAGAGAGAUAACAAACACACCAAAAAAAGUGAUCAAUCAGGUCAUGCAGUCAAAACAGAUAGAAAGACUGAGAAACAGAGCGUGAUUAUUGAAGACUUUGAUAUAAAUGAAAUGAUAGGUCGAUUGGCAGAAAAGGAUCAUGUGGAAGCAUCCCCAAGUCCACCAGCAAAGGAUACGGGAAAAGGGAAACGAGGUAAACAUCAUGAAGCACAUUCUGAGGAAGUUCAAAAAGCUGAGACUGAUAAGACGGAGAGUAAUCCUGACCAUGUAAAGUCAAGAAGAAAGAGGAAGAAUUUAAAGAAACAAAAAUGACUAGGGCUUUGUAGUUGUUUUAGAUAGUAAUAUUUCCAGAUUAUUUGCAGUACAAUAGACAUUUAUAACAGACCAUAAUGUGUCAUUUUAUCAGAAUGUUUGUUUAUAUUAUAGGCAAUUUUGAGUUUAA